Messenger RNA from Salvia hispanica, 1554 nucleotides. RefSeq names its product Haloacid dehalogenase-like hydrolase (HAD) superfamily protein. Gene Ontology annotation, molecular function: phosphatase activity. The record is from RefSeq and is a predicted model, not a curated record. Lineage: Eukaryota; Viridiplantae; Streptophyta; Magnoliopsida; Lamiales; Lamiaceae.
CUCGCUUUAGCCGCGUGCAAUCCACUCUCCCCCAAAACCUUUUAAUUUCGUUUUCAAUUUCGAUUUUAUGUAAAAUCUGCAGUUUGAUCGCAAUCGCAAUCGCCAUCGCCCCCAAUCCUGACCACUCCUCUCCGUCGCCUCCGCAUCCACACACCUCUCUCCCACUCUCGCUAAUUCCGGCGGUUCAAUUUCAUCAGUAUUCGGUAGAAUUUUCGAUUGGUGAUGGCGGAGCUGGCGGCGGCUGAAGUGUACGCGCCGCGGACGCUGCAGGUGUGGCGCACGCUCCUCAACUGGCUGGCGUUCUUCUUCCAGAUCUUCGCGCAGAUCCUCCGCGGCACGCCGUCGCUCAACCAGGUCCUGUCGUACGUAGGCCUGCGCCAGGGCUCGCUGCUGCCGUCCGCGCCGCACGCGCCGCCGCAGUUCAAGCCGCUGCCGGUGGUGGAGCUGUCGGAGUACUCGGAGGAGCACGAGGAGGCGGUUGCGGUGCGCGGCGGCGGAGAGGGGACGGCUGAUGAUUCUCUGCCUUUCGGGAAGCUGACGGUUGUUCUUGAUUUGGACGAAACUCUGGUAUGUGCAUAUGAGACGUCAAGCUUGCCAGCCAUGCUACGUAGUCAAGCCACAGAAGCUGGUAUAAAAUGGUUUGAAUUGGAGUGCAUAUCUUCUGACAAAGAAUUUGAAGGCAAGCCUAAGAUCAACUAUGUGACAGUGUUUGAACGUCCUGGACUUAAAGAAUUCCUGAAACAACUCAGUGAAUUUGCUGAUCUUAUCCUAUUUACAGCUGGACUUGAAGGCUAUGCUAGACCUCUCGUAGAUAAAAUAGAUUCUGCAAAUCUGUUCAGCCGUAGACUUUACCGGCCUUCUACCAUUAGCACGGAGUAUCGUGAACAUGUGAAGGAUUUAUCUUGCUUGUCGAAAGACUUCUGCCGAAUUGUUAUUGUUGACAAUAAUCCAUUUAGUUUCUUGUUGCAACCGUUGAAUGGCAUCCCUUGCAUACCAUUCUCUCCUGGGCAACCUCAUGAUGAACAGCUUUUGGAUGUUAUCCUUCCUUUGCUAAAGAAUCUUUCUCAACAAAAGGAUGUAAGGCCUAUUCUCUACGAAAGGUUCCAUAUGCCCGAGUGGUUUCAGAAACAUGGAAUUCCUUCUUCGGGAUGGACAUAGGAAGAAACUGGCGGCCGUCAUGCAUGUCUUUAUGUAAUAUAAUGCUUAGGAUAAUUAUAUUCUUUUCACAAGGCAGCGUCUCCAACUCGGGAGCCAACAAGUUUUGUACAGCAUUGUUCGGUGCAGUGAAGCAGCCAUUGACGAAGUUUCAGCCUUGUCACAACCCGAGCAUGAUCAAUUGUGAAAAGUAAAGUUCUCUGUGUAACGUCGUUGUUCAUAGAUGCAAAAUCAUGACGGUGUAUCGUCCUAGUAUUGCAUAUCUCGAUGAUACGAUCAAUUAUUUGCAGUGACGGACGGGCCUUUGUUGCUUAAUUAUAUGAUAGGUUUGUGGAAUGUGAAUUAUUUGUUUCAACAUCGUUUUGACUAUGCUUCAAUAGAGAGUUUUAUAGGUGUUAA